CGCGCUCCUAUUGGCUGUCCACUAAGCGGCGAUGAUGAGAGAUGCGGCGCUUCUCCGUUUCUGCAUGAUCUUUAUAAAAUAAGGAAUAAGAGCGAGAAUAACUCCAUCAUGUCCAUGUCCACGUUUCAGAAGGUGACGGUGGUUUCGUGUAUGUGUGUGUGUGUCGCUCUGCUGCUCCCAAAACUCCUGUUAUCCGGAGCAGGAGGAGGAGGAGGAGGAGGAAGAAGAGAUCCAGCCAGUGCCGAGGGAGCUCGUUUACCUCCGAUGCUGCAGAGGAAGUCGGUGGUGUCGCCCCCCCGAGGUGCAGGAGGGAACAGCGCUCAUCACUCCGAGGCCAUCGCCAGGGCAAAGGGCAGCACAGCAGUAGCAGGAAAAUCCAACCUGGCAGGACAAAUUAUUCCUGUUUACGGAUUCGGAAUCCUGCUCUACAUCGUCUACAUUAUCUUCAAGAUCACAUCGAAAGGGAAAGUGAAUCAGUCUCAUGAGAGCAGAUUUCCCGCAGCGAGAUCAGAGAACAUGAAGAGAAAAAUCACGGAUUUUGAGUUGACGCAGCUGCAGGAUCGUUUAAAGGAGACGGAGGAGGUGAUGGAGAGAAUCGUAUCAAGAGCUCGAAACACACAGAGAGUGGAGCGUGUGAGUGUGGAUCAGGAGGAGAAGUUGCUGCUCCAGCUCAGAGAGAUCACUCGGGUGAUGCAGGAGGGACGAUUAGUGGACGGGUUUCCCUCGGAGCCGGAGUGCGAUCAGUUCACAGAUGAUCCUGAGGAGAUGCUGAAACACUGGAGUUCUCACUGCUGCCCUGUCCACCAUCAGACGGACGAGGAGACAGUGCGAGCAGACAGACAGACAGGCGACGAGGAGAUAGAGCGAGCAGACAGACAGACGGACGAGGAGGAGACAGAGCGAGCAGACAGACAGACGGACGAGGAGGAGACAGAGCGAGCAGACAGACAGAAGGGCGGCUGUGAGAGGAACGGAUGUAGCGAUGCAGGAGGUGAGGAAGAAGAAGAGAUUUGUAGAGAGAUGAUGGAGCAGUCUGAGGUCCAGAGCUGGAACACGUUACUGUCAGGAGGCCAUGUGAUCAGACGCAGGAGCGGGAGAGGAACUGCCCAAGGAACUGAGUCCUUUCACUGAUGACUCCAAACACGGCUCCUGAAAUUUUUAUUAUUAUUUCUACUCUUGGCAUGCUGCAGCACGUUCACCACACGUCUAAUUUCCGUUCAUGUUUGUUCUUGCAUGUUGAUGAUCUCUCUAUCUUGUCUUCCGAACUUGACUCACAGGGUACAAAUAAAACACCGAGUAAACGGGUCAAACGGUCAUGAAAAAUACCCGUAACUGAUUAUGACCUGCAUUAGAAAUUGUAUUAGAAAAAGGCAGCGCUUAAUUUAAACUUGAGCAACCAAUAAGAAUCGUUGAAUAUCAUUAGCAUAUUAUUCGCAUUACUCACCCUAUCUUACAAAUCAAUAAAUACUACUAAAAUUGUUCCGCUGAGUGAAUGAUCGACUGAACUGCUCCAGAGUCAGCAAAAAUGCCCGAGAUCUGCAGCCUUCAGUGUCUGAGAUCUGCUAUAACAUGCUUGUGUAGCUGUAUAAAGCAGAACACGUGUUUGUUGUGCUGCAACCCAAAUACAGGACAUCAUUUGACCAGCACACUCUCUAUAUACACUGCGACCCCUGGUGUUCAAACUGUGGAACUGCAUCAGUUGUGUCUUUCACAGCAUGCUGAUUUGCAGGACCUGAAUCAGACAUCGUUACACUGCUACAUGACAGAGGCACCAGCGUGCAGUUAAACACGUGACAGUGCUACAGAGGAAUGUUGGAAAUGUAUUUUAUUGAUCUGAUGUCAGUACAGAUAGAAAACAAACAGAAGUGUGGAUUUAACUUUAGGAUGAAUGUUGCAGCUCCUCGAACUCUCUUCAUCAGCGGGAUGUGAAGACAGAUAAUAAUUCAGAUCCUCAGUGUUCCAUCGGCUCAUCAGAGGGAGCUGGAGCAGCAUCAUCACCAGACUGGACAGGCUGGAACACACACACACACACACAGGAUAAUCAGGACAUUAUAUUCAGGGCAUAGAAAGGAGCACACAGUUAUUAAAUAUCAUUAUGAUGAAUAAUUCUAAAAUGAUGACUGACUCAGAAUCGCACAGUAUCAUCAUUCAGAUUUCUGACCUCCAGCAGUUUAUUACAGACAAAUACAAGUGUGUGUUUAUGACCUCCAGUCUGUGUGUGUGUCUGCUUACUACACACACACACCUCCUGUCCUUACUAUUCCCUACUCUGGAGAAAAAUGUACACUAUGAAGUACACUUCAGAUGGAAGGCUGAACACUGCUGUACUAGUUCAGUUUUAUUUUGCAUCUCUCUCACACACACACACACACGAUGAUAAACAGGAGAGUUCUCACCUUCCUCUGUGGUCUCUCCUCUAAUCCUUCGAGAAAUGGAGCCACAUCAUCAUCGUCGUAGAUGGUGAACUCCAGAUCUUUACCCACAAUCCCAAUGGACACGUUCUGAAACACACAAACACACACACACAGUGAGCAUAACUACAGCAUGUGUCUAAAUCAACAUUCGUCGUCAACAUUCAACAAUGCACAGGCGCUAUCAGGAACAUGUCUAUGCAGUGUGUGUGUGACCUUGAUAGUAAGGUCCUGUUCAGCAGGGAGAGUCUCUCUGAGAGCACACAGGCCAUGCUGCACCAGCUCAUUCAGGUUACCUGCCGAAAAACACAUCAGUAACACACAUACACACAGAUUCAGUUACUGACAGUUACCAUGGUUACACUGGUAUCACAUGUCUAGUGUGAUAAAACCACUAACCUCACUACAGGACAUACAUAAACCAUCUGUUACACUACAAAUAAGCCCCGCCUCUCUGCACUAAAAACAGUGAAGGGAAUGCGUGUGUGUGUGUAUAAAGAUACACUGUGUCUGCAUGUACAAGUGUGUGUGUGUUCUUACAGUUAGGGAAGCGCUCCAUGUGUCUCUCCUUAUGUGUGUGUAUUUGAUGUGUGUAUGUGUGUUUCUACAGUCAGGGAAGCGCUCCAUGUGUCUCUCCUUAUGUGUGUGUAUUUGAUGUGUGUAUGUGUGUUUCUACAGUCAGGGAAGCGCUCCAUGUGUCUCUCCUUAUGUGUGUGUAUUUGAUGUGUGUAUGUGUGUUUCUACAGUCAGGGAAGCGCUCCAUGUGUCUCUCCUUAUGUGUGUGUAUUUGAUGUGUGUAUGUGUGUUUCUACAGUCAGGGAAGCGCUCCAUGUGUCUCUCCUUAUGUGUGUGUAUUUGAUGUGUGUAUGUGUGUUUCUACAGUCAGGGAAGUGCUCCCUGUGUCUCUCCUUAUGUGUGUGUAUUUGAUGUGUUUGUGUUCCUACAGUCAGGAAAGUGCUCCCUGUGUCUCUCCUUGUGUGUGUAUGUGUUUGUGUUCCUACAGUCAGGAAAGUGCUCCAUGUGUCUCUCCUUAUGUGUGUGUAUUUGAUGUGUGUGUUCCUACAGUCAGGGAAGUGCUCCAUGUGUCUCUCCUUAUGUGUGUGUAUUUGAUGUGUGUGUUC
Molecule: messenger RNA, 3532 nt
Organism: Hemibagrus wyckioides
Lineage: Eukaryota; Metazoa; Chordata; Actinopteri; Siluriformes; Bagridae
Gene: ric3b
Product: RIC3 acetylcholine receptor chaperone b
Exons: 6
Coding region: 109-1131 (340 amino acids)
Biological process (GO): synaptic transmission, cholinergic; protein localization to cell surface
Cellular component (GO): neuron projection; intracellular membrane-bounded organelle; neuronal cell body
Source: RefSeq, a predicted model, not a curated record